Nicotiana tabacum (common tobacco) is the source of this 749-nucleotide messenger RNA. The record is from RefSeq and is a predicted model, not a curated record. Lineage: Eukaryota; Viridiplantae; Streptophyta; Magnoliopsida; Solanales; Solanaceae.
CAUACCAUUAAAAGACACCAUUCAACUCUGUAGAAAGAAGUAGAAACACUACUCAGAAAAAGAAAGAAAGAAAUGGCAAAAAAUCCUUGCAAUAUUUUUGAGAGAUUGAUUAAAGCCACACAUAACUGUUUUGGAUAUGGUUAUGGCUACAGCCCCAGCUCUGUCUCUACAUAUUCAAACCAAGGAAAGGAAGAGAUGACAUCCACGGGAAAUAUUUGGACUUUACACCGCUGCUCAAGAGGGGGCUCGGACUAUACACCGCUGCUCACCUCCCCUGAUUACCCGGUGUGGCGCCUCAUUCCCCUUUAUUUUCCGUGGAGUGAGGUGGCACUAUCCACUAACUAUUGCAUCCUGCACCGGGGAACCGUCCCAAGAAGUGGCUUCAUAAUGGUGGCACCGAAGAAAUCCAUACUAGCCAGAUGUUUCACCCAGCCACUUCUUGUCGUCACUUUGCUCUUCUCCAUCAUUUUCCUCUUCUUCAUAUUCCUUUUUGAAGAUGCCAUUCUGACUGAUCGAGGUGAGAUCCCGAGGCGAUUAUGGUAGAAGACACUGCCGCCAAGGAUGCAUGCCCGAGGAGAUGGUGCUCGAAGAUGCUGCUACCGAGGAAGCAUCUUUGAGAGUAGGCUAGGCUCUAGGCUGUUUCUUGCAUAUGUACCCUUUUGUUUCUUUGAUUAUGUGUAAGGACCCCUUGUGGGCUUUUGUAAUCAUAUGUAAGGACCUCUUGUGGGUUUUUGUAAUCAAAUUCUUAU